UCCGUUCACCCGCCUUCCGAAGGCGGGGCUGCCCGGACGGCGCGCGCGCGCGCCUUAGGAACCGGGAAGGACGUUGCGUCUCUACCGCCCCCUCGUUCAAGCUCGUCUGUGCGCGGUCGGUCGGUGGCGCUGAGGGCAGAAUGGCUGCGGAAACGGAAGAAGCCAAGCUAGCCCGGGCGGCCGCUGCUCAGUGGCUGCUCUGGGACAAGAAUCCCAAAACCUCAGAAAUAGUAAAACAGCUGGUUGCAAAAGGAGAUACGGAAGAACUCCGACAAUGUUUUGGUUCACGAAUGGAAUUCGGGACUGCAGGGCUCCGAGCAGCUAUGGGAGCAGGAACAUCUCGGAUGAAUGAUUUGACUAUUAUUCAGACUACUCAGGGCUUCUGUAGAUACCUCGAAAAGAGCUUCAGCGACCUAAAGAAAAGAGGAGUUGUGAUUGGCUAUGAUGCUCGCGCUCAUCCUUCAAGUGGGGGUAGCAGCAAAAGAUUUGCAAGCCUGGCUGCAACAACAUUUAUCAGUCAGGGUGUUCCUGUGUACCUUUUCUCCAGUAUUACACCAACUCCUUUUGUGCCUUAUACAGUGACUCACCUGAAACUUUCUGCUGGAAUUAUGGUUACUGCAUCUCAUAACCCCAAACAAGAUAAUGGAUACAAGGUUUAUUGGGAAAAUGGCUCUCAGAUCAUUGCACCUCAUGACAAAGGAAUUGCUCAGGCUGUUGAAGAAAAUCUAGAGCCAUGGCCUCAAGCUUGGAAUGACAGCCUUGUUGAUAACAGUCCCCUUCACCAUGAUCCUUACACAUCUAUUAAUAAGGAUUACUUUAAAGACAUACAGAAGCACUGCUUUCACAGGAAUAUAAACAAGGAGACAAAGCUGAAAUUUGUCCAUACUUCUGUGCAUGGCGUAGGCCACGAGUUUGUGCAGUCAGCCUUUAAGGCAUUUGACUUUAGCCCUCCAUUUGCUGUUGCUGAACAGAAGGAGCCUGAUCCAGAAUUUCCAACAGUAAAAUAUCCAAAUCCUGAGGAGGGUAAAGGCGUACUGACACUGUCUUUUGCUUUGGCUGAAAAAGAAGGAGCUCGGAUUAUUUUAGCCAACGAUCCAGAUGCUGAUAGACUUGCUGUUGCAGAGAAACAAGAAAGCGGAGAAUGGAAAGUGUUUUCUGGCAAUGAGUUGGGAGCUCUUUUAGGCUGGUGGAUCUUCACUUGCUGGAAAAAGCAGAAUCCGGAUCCUGCUGCCAUUAAAGAUUUAUACAUGCUGUCUAGCACCGUGUCCUCCAAAAUCUUAAGAGCAGUCGCACUUAAGGAAGGAUUUCACUUUGAAGAAACAUUAACAGGAUUCAAGUGGAUGGGAAAUCGAGCCAAGCAGCUCAUAGACCAAGGGAAAACAGUUGCAUUUGCCUUUGAAGAAGCUAUUGGGUAUAUGUGCAGCCCUGUGGUCUUGGAUAAGGAUGGUGUCAGUGCCGCAGUCAUAACUGCAGAGAUGUCUAGUUUUCUGGCAACUAAGAACUUAACUUUGUCUCAGCAACUGAAAACUAUUUACAAUGAGUAUGGUUACCAUGUUACCAAAGCUUCCUAUUUUAUCUGUCAUGAUCAGAAGAUUAUUAAGGAGUUGUUUGACAAACUUAGAAAUUAUGAUGGGAAGAAUACUUAUCCAAAGAGCUGUGGGAAAUUCACAGUGUCUGGAGUGAGAGAUUUAACUACUGGCUAUGACAGUAACCAAGCUGAUAAAAAAGCUGUGCUUCCCACCAGUAAAAGCAGCCAAAUGAUAACAUUUACAUUUAAUAAUGGAUGUGUGGCUACCAUGCGAACCAGUGGAACUGAACCCAAAAUCAAAUACUACACAGAGCUUUGUGCACCUCCUGGAAACAGUGACUUUGAAAAGCUGAAGAAAGAACUGGAUGAACUGGUCAAUGCUAUUGAAAAAUACUUCUUUGAGCCAGAGAAGAAUAAGCUGCAGACCAAGCCAGAGUGAUACAGCUGUCCUUGUUUUAGUUUCUAUUAAAGCAAUGCUUUUAAUGGUUAAUUGGGCAAUAUGUAUAAAGCACUUGUUUUAAAGAAUUGAGAUUCCACAAACUUGACUGUAAUUUAGCCCCUUUGAGAAGUAUGUUAGCAUGUUUUAGCUGUCAUACAUCCUUGAAUUUUAAGAGGAAAUAUGUCUUCCCUUGGUAAAUUCUUCUUCAUUCAACUAAUUUCCUAAUGAAAUUGCAUUUGGUUUUAAUAAAAUAGUUGUUAUUACAUGUU
Rhineura floridana is the source of this 2236-nucleotide messenger RNA. RefSeq names its product phosphoglucomutase 2 (gene PGM2). Gene Ontology annotation, biological process: purine ribonucleoside salvage; carbohydrate metabolic process. Gene Ontology annotation, molecular function: magnesium ion binding; phosphopentomutase activity. The transcript has 14 exons. The record is from RefSeq and is a predicted model, not a curated record. Bases 141 to 1967 code for a protein of 608 amino acids. NCBI's taxonomy places the organism in Eukaryota, Metazoa, Chordata, Lepidosauria, Squamata, Rhineuridae.